Messenger RNA from Merops nubicus (carmine bee-eater), 1399 nucleotides. RefSeq names its product synaptotagmin XI (gene SYT11). NCBI's taxonomy places the organism in Eukaryota, Metazoa, Chordata, Aves, Coraciiformes, Meropidae. The transcript is spliced from 3 exons. The record is from RefSeq and is a predicted model, not a curated record. Gene Ontology annotation, biological process: calcium-ion regulated exocytosis; regulation of calcium ion-dependent exocytosis; regulation of dopamine secretion. Gene Ontology annotation, molecular function: calcium ion binding; phosphatidylserine binding; clathrin binding. The annotation marks the transcript as partial. Gene Ontology annotation, cellular component: membrane; axon; synapse.
AUGUCUCUCCAGUUGUGGCAGGCCUCAUUGGUGCUACUGUCCUUGUGGUUUCUGUCUCAGUAACAGUUUUUGUGUGGACAUGCUGCCACCAGCAAGCAGAAAAGAAGCACAAAACCCCACCGUAUAAGUUCAUUCACAUGCUAAAAGGCAUCAGUAUCUACCCGGAGACCUUGAGUAACAAGAAGAAAAUUAACCGAAUCCGGAGAGACAAGAGUGGCACUCCAAAGGAGCCUGCAAGGGGAAACCUCUUGGUGGAUGCUGCUGAAUCUGGUUUCAUAGGCUCCGAUAAGGCUCCAGAAGGGCCAAAUGCAGCCCCCCACGUCGACCAGCUCCCAAUAAAAGUAGAUUAUGGAGAUGAACUCAGUCCAGAUCAAAGCCUCACUCCAGGAGGAAGUAAAACCUCCUCCCCAUCUUCUCCAGGCGAUGACAUCAUGUUGGGUGAACUGACUUUCUCAGUGGACUACAACUUUCCUAAAAAAGCACUGGUAGUUACCAUCCAGGAGGCUCACGGACUGCCCGUGAUGGAUGAGCACACUCAGAGCUCUGACCCUUACAUCAAGAUGACAAUUCUUCCAGACAAAAGGCAUCGGGUGAAGACUCGUGUACUUCGCAAGACAUUAGACCCAGUGUUUGAUGAAACCUUCACCUUUUAUGGGAUCCCAUACAGCCAGCUCCAGGAUUUGGUGCUUCACUUCCUCGUGUUGAGCUUCGAUCGCUUUUCUCGAGAUGAUGUUAUUGGAGAGGUCAUGGUGCCCCUUGCAGGGGUGGAUCCGAGCACUGGAAAGGUUCAGCUGACCAGGGAGAUCCUCAAAAGGAACAUACAAAAAUGCAUUAGCAGAGGGGAACUGCAAGUAUCCUUGUCUUACCAGCCUGUGGCGCAGAGAAUGACUGUCGUGGUGCUGAAAGCCAGACAUUUGCCAAAGAUGGACAUCACUGGCCUCUCAGAUCCCUACGUCAAGGUGAAUGUUUAUUACGGAAGAAAGCGCAUAGCGAAAAAGAAGACUCACGUGAAGAAGUGCACUUUGAAUCCCGUCUUCAACGAAUCCUUCAUUUACGACAUCCCUGUUGAUCUCCUUCCUGACAUCAGCAUCGAGUUCCUAGUUAUCGAUUUCGACCGUACCACAAAAAACGAAGUGGUGGGCCGGCUGAUUUUGGGAGCACACAGCGUCACGGCAGGGGGCGUGGAGCACUGGCGAGAGGUGUGUGAGAGCCCUAGGAAGCCAGUCGCCAAGUGGCACAGCCUGAGCGAAUACUAGCAGAGCUGCGGCAGUGACAGCUGACUCGUAGGACAGACUUAAACCUUGUUUUAGCUGUAGAACUAAACGUUCCUAAGAAGCAGCAGCUGAUUGGUUCUCUAGUGAUGUGAUUUUUGCAGGGCACUAAAAUUCUAAAGAGCAUU